Molecule: messenger RNA, 6063 nt
Organism: Gastrolobium bilobum
Lineage: Eukaryota; Viridiplantae; Streptophyta; Magnoliopsida; Fabales; Fabaceae
Product: endoribonuclease Dicer homolog 3a
Exons: 25
Coding region: 142-5178 (1678 amino acids)
Biological process (GO): siRNA processing
Cellular component (GO): nucleus; cytoplasm
Molecular function (GO): ATP binding; RNA binding; protein binding
Source: RefSeq, a predicted model, not a curated record
UCUCUCUCUCUCUUAACCCGAACUUCGGUAGGUUAAACUCAAUCCGUGUCGCAACCUACGACUGCUGAUCGUGUUAUGUGGGUUCGAUUGGUUGUAACAGUAGCUAAAAAAAUCUGCAUAAUUGUUGUUUAGAAUUUCAACAUGGACUCAUCGAACCACAACCAGAAAAAUAGUAACUGUCUCAAGCGAUCCUACGAUGACUUAUGCUCAAAACCCUACGCCGAGGAUUCUCCAUAUCAAGAAUUGACGUCUUCCGACACACCCCAGAACAUUGACCCUAGAAGGUAUCAGUUGGAGGUGUUUGAAGUUGCAAGGAGGAGAAACACAAUAGCAGUGUUGGAUACAGGCUCCGGUAAGACCUUGAUAGCUAUAAUGCUAAUAAAAGACAUUGGUCAAGGUAUCAAGUCUAGUGGCGUAAAAAAGUUGAUUAUUUUCCUAGCUCCCACCGUUCAUCUUGUCAAUCAGCAAUUCAACAUUAUAAAAUAUCUUACAGAUUUUCAAGUUGAGGAAUACUAUGGGGCUAAAGGAGUCGAUACAUGGAAUUUAAAGACCUGGGAAAAGGAGAUUAUUGACAAUGAUGUACUGGUUAUGACGCCCCAGAUUCUAUUGGAUGCCUUAAGAAAAGCAUUCCUGAGUAUAGAAAUGAUAUCCUUGAUGAUUAUUGAUGAAUGUCAUAGAGCAACUGGCAACCAUCCAUAUGCAAAAAUAAUGAAGGAAUUUUAUCACCAAGCUAAUGAAAAGCCAAAGAUUUUUGGGAUGACAGCGUCACCGGUAGGUAAAAAAGGUGUUUCCUCUACUAUGGACUGCGAGGGUCAGAUAUCAGAACUUGAAAAUAUCUUGGAUUCUCAGAGAUAUACUAUCGAAGAUCGGACAGAGAUGGAUGUGUGUAUCUCUUCUGCAAAAGAGAGUUGUAGAUUUUAUGACCCAGCACGAUUUCCUGCUUUGAGUUUGAAGCCAAAGAUUGAAUCCUUGUGGUCCAAGUCUGAUGUAUUGUCUGAAUUUCAAAGUAACUAUAAGGAUGUGGACAAUAAAUUUAAGACGCUACAUCAGCGGAUGACCAAUGAACUUGCUAAAAUUUUAUAUUGCCUCGAAGAUCUUGGACUGCUAUGUGCUUAUGAGGCUGUUAAAAUCUGUCAUGAAAAUUUCUCCAAAAUUGAAGGAGAUUGUGAACUUUACAGAAACGGUUAUCUUCAGUGUAAAACUGUCAUUGAAGAAGUAAUCCAAAUAAUUGAAGAAUCUCUCCAUGUUGCUGGUAAAAAUAUUUUGGAGGUUGAAUUUGAUUAUUCAAAGGCAGUUGACUUGGGAUACAUAUCUCCAAAAUUGCUAGAACUUAUUCAACUCUUCCAGUUGUUUGGAGAAUCUCGUCAGGUGUUGUGCCUCAUUUUUGUUGAAAGAAUCAUUACAGCUAAGGUGAUCGAAAGAUUUGUAAAAAAGGUUUCCCAGCUAUCUCAUUUCACUGUUUCCUAUUUAACUGGAAACAACACAUCGGUUGAUGCACUGGCUCCAAAGAGGCAAAAGGAAAUAUUGGAUUCUUUCCGCUCUGGAAAGGUUAAUCUAUUAUUUACUACUGAUGUACUUGAAGAAGGAAUUCAUGUGUCAAACUGCUCUUGUGUGAUACGUUUUGACCUCCCCAAGACAGUUUGUAGUUAUGUCCAAUCUCGGGGAAGAUCUAGGCAGGCUAACUCCCAGUUUAUUGUGAUGUUGGAGAGGGGAAACUUGAAGCAAAGAAGUCAACUCUUUGACAUCAUCCGGAGUGAGCGCAGCAUGACUAAUGCAGCUAUUAAUAAAGACCAUGAAUCUAGUUUACAGCCGUGCACAGUAUGGAAAACAAAUGCAUACUAUGUGGAUUCUACUGGAGCAUCAGUCACUCUAGAUUCUAGUGUCAGUCUUAUAAAUCGAUAUUGUGGAAAACUCCCACGAGAUAAGUACUUCUGUGCAAAGCCGACUUUUGAGUUUCUGCCUAUGGAGGGGGGUUACAAGAGUAAAAUAAUAUUACCACCUAAUGCAGCUUUCCACACAAUGGUUGGUCCUUCAGGAAAAGAUGUUCGUUUGGCAAAGCAUCUUGUAUGUUUAGAAGCUUGUAAGAAGCUGCAUCAAAUGGGCGCCUUGAAUGAUCAUCUUGUGCCUUUCAUUGAAGAUCCUUCAGAAGCUGACCAUAUUGUGGAAAACAAAGAACUGAAUUCAGGUGCAGGAACAACAAAAAGAAAGGAGUUGCAUGGCACAGCCAGCAUUCGUGCAUUAUGUGGUACUUGGGGAGACAAAUUUGAUGGAGCCAAAUUUCAUGCCUAUAGAUUGGAUUUCACAUGCAAUAUUGUUACUGAAAUUUACUCUGCAUUUGUUCUUCUGGUUGAGUCAAAGCUUGAUGAUGAUGUGGGGAAUAUGAAAUUAGAUCUUCAUUUGAUCUCAAAGACUGUGAAGGCUUCAGUCUCUGCAUGUGGGCAAGUUGAUUUGGAUGCUGAACAGAUGAUCAAGGCAAAAUGCUUCCAUGAGCUUAUAUUCAAUGGUUUGUAUGGGAGAUUGGUUCUUAGGUCCAAAUCAGCGAGAGGGGAAAGGGAAUUUUUGCUUCAGGAAGACACAAAAUCAUUGUGGAGCCCAAAUAACUUAUAUUUGCUUCUACCACUUGAAAAAUUGAAUGAUAUAUGUAAGGGAUCUUUGCAAAUAAACUGGAGUGGAAUCAAUUCCUGCGCCUCUGCUAUUGAAUAUUUAAGGAGGAAAUUUUUGUUGGUUGCUGGAGAUUGUGAUGCUAACAGCAAGAUCACAUCACCUUGUAAUAUCAGUUCAUCAGAGGUGGAAUGUGAAGGCACAAACAAGAUUCACUUUGCGAAUUGUGUGCUCGAUGUUAAUAAUCUAAAAAAUAUGGUAGUUUUGGCCAUUCACACUGGGAGAAUAUAUUGUAUUAUUGAAGUAGACAUUAAUCUAUGUGCUGAUAGUCCUUUUGAUGGAAACAAUGAAAAGUCUGAGGAAUGCAUAACCUUCGCGGAUUACUACAGCAAAAGGUAUGGGAUUACGCUGAGACAUCCAGGACAGCCUUUGUUACGUUUGAAGCAAAGUCAUAAUCCACACAAUCUUUUUUUGAACUUCCAUGAGGAAGUAGAUGCAAGGUACAAGUCAUCACAAACUGGCCCGGUAAUCCCAAAGGUGCCCGCGCAUGUUCACAUUCCACCCGAGCUUUUAUGCAUUCUUGAUGUUAAUAGAGAUGUAUUGAGGUCAUUGUACUUGCUACCAUCUAUGAUGUACCGUAUUGAAUCUUUCAUGUUAUCCAGUCAGCUUAGAGUAGAGAUAAAUGGUCAGACUAGCAAUUUCAACAUACAUAGCUCCCUGAUUCUAGAAGCACUUACAACUUUAAGAUGUUGUGAAAAUUUUUCAAUGGAACGUCUUGAGUUGCUGGGAGAUUCUGUUUUGAAAUAUGCAGUAAGCUGUCAGCUCUUUCUUGAAUAUCCUAAUAAACAUGAAGGACAAUUAUCUGCCAGACGAUCAAGGGCUGUUCGUAAUUCAACCCUGCAUAAACUGGGAACAGAUCGCAAAUUACAGGGAUAUAUCCGAGACUCUGCAUUUGAACCACGCCGUUGGGUUGCUCCAGGACAGCGCUCUAUACAUAUUGUUCGUUGUGAUUGCGGGUUGGAAACCCUAGAAGUGCCUUUAGACGUAAAAUUCCAUACUGAAGAUCCAAAAAUUGUGGUUGGGAAGUUCUGUGACAGGGGUCACCGCUGGAUUUGCUCUAAGACUAUUGCUGACUGUGUUGAAGCUCUGAUAGGAGCAUACUAUGUGGGUGGUGGACUUAUUGCGUCACUUCAUGUGAUGAAAUGGCUUGGGAUUGAUGCUGACCUUAAACCAUCCUUGGUUGUUGAAGCCAUCACUGCUGCCUCUCUGCACACAUGUGUGCCAAAAGUAAAUGAGAUUGCAAGCCUUGAAAAGAAAAUUGGGUAUGAAUUUUCUGUCAAGGGACUGUUAUUGGAGGCAAUCACACAUUUGUCUGAGACAAAACUUGGGAUUGGCUGCUGUUAUGAGAGGCUUGAAUUUCUUGGUGACUCAGUUUUGGACCUGCUUAUCACAUGGCAUCUUUAUCAGAGUCACGCAGAUAUUGAUCCAGGAGAGUUGACUGACCUGCGAUCGGCUUCUGUAAAUAAUGAAAAUUUUGCUAAAGUUGCUGUUAGACGAAACCUUCACAAACACCUCUUGCAUAGCUCAGGGUUUUUACUGAAUCAGAUAUCAGAAUAUGUGAAGUCCAUUUUUGAAUCAGAGAACAACACCAGAACUCUCCCAGGAAUUAAAGCUCCCAAGGCACUUGGAGAUCUAGUGGAAAGUAUUGCUGGGGCUGUACUAAUUGAUAGCAAGCUCAGUCUUAACGAAGUGUGGAAGAUUUUCAAUCCUCUACUAUCUCCCAUUGUUACUCCUGAAAAACUUGAACUGCCUCCAUUCCGGGAAUUAAAUCAAUUAUGCGACUCACUUGGAUAUUUUGUAAAAGUAAAAGAAAAUUGUGAAAAGAAUGGAUCCAUGGAGCAUGUUGAGCUUAGCGUACAGCUGCCACAUGCCCUCUUGGUUCAAGAGGGAAAGGGGCACAAUAAAAAAACUGCAAAAGGAGAAGCUGCUUUUCAUUUGUUGAAGGAACUUGAGAAGAGGGGAAUUUCAUAUGGUAGUAGCAUUUCUAAGGGAAAAAGUGAUAAUCCUGACUGUCUCCGUGAUUCAUCUUUUCUCAAAAUGGACUUUAGUAUUGGCUCUGGUCUAACUGACGAACAUUCCUCAAAGCCAGUCGUGCAUAAAAGGCCCAAAUUGGAUGAAACUAACGUAACUGCAAGUGCAUCUGCUGGUUUUUUACCUCUCAAAGACUCUUUCGGUGAAACCUCUGAUUUUAAUGCUUCUGUUCCAGUUAUUGCAUCAAUUAGUAUGAAGAAAGGAGGACCCCGAACCACACUAUAUGAGCUGUGCAAGAGACUACAAUGGCCAUUGCCAGCGUUUGAUUCAACAGAAUAUAAAGACAGAACUCUAUUUGAAUCCGUGGAAAGAAGCAAGGGACAUAUCUGUUUUGUGUCUAAAAUUACCUUAUGCAUACCCAAUGAUGGUAAUAUAGAAUGUGAAGGAGAAGCUAGAAGUGAUAAGAAGAGCUCAUGUGACUCUGCUGCUGUUCAAAUGCUUCAUGAGCUACAACGACUGGGAAAACUUAAGAUUGGUGAUCCCUAAUCUUUCUUCCUUCUAGAGUCCAUCCCAUCUAUCUGUUUAUUGGAAGUGAAAGGAAAGGAAAGGAUAAAAAAGAAGGGAGAGAGUAUACAAGAGAAUGGCUAGUUCCACGACUUUGUGCCCUCAAAGACACUGUUGUUUUGUGCCAUUUAUUUGGUAAACUGUCUCAAAUCAAUGGUACAGGACGAUAUGUUUACAAGAUUAUUUGGUGCGUUGAUUUACCAUUUUGCCCCUCUUUUAAAAUCAAUUUAUUACUUUGUCCAUUCCCCCAAAUCAUAUACUAAUUUGCCCCUCUUCUUAAACUAUAUCAAUCUGACCUGUUUGAUCAAAUCCUAGUUCUUGAUAAGUUAUUUAUUUAAGUAAAUAACUUAUUUACUCGAGUAAGUGUGAGUCAAAUUUUGGUCAAACGGGCAAAUUGAUAUAUAUAUAUAUAUAUAGUUUGAGAAAAGGGACAAAUUGAUAUAUAAUAUGGAAAAAGGGGUAAAGUGAUAUUUUUUUAUUAAAAUAGGGGUAAGAUGGUUGGUUAGCCUUAUUUUGUGGGUGCAAAAUUGUGGCACUAGUAUUGCAAAAUAAGAGAAAAUGAUUGGAAAAAAUAGCCCCUCACUUUGGGGGGAAUUAAAAGGAAAAAUAAGAGGUGACGUUUGAGAUGUCCUUUUGCUUUUCCUUUCCUUUCCUUUCCCGUGGGAAGAUGGAGAAGAAAACUCAGACAACGACGAUUGAUAAUGUAACAUUAAAAGUAAUUCUUUCUUUCACAAAUAUCUUCUCAGUGAAAGUGAGUUUCAUCACGAGCCUUUGCACUAGCUGCAAUUAAGAGGUGCAAAGAACUCAUUUUCGGGUUGAUGUUAAUUCAGCCAGAUCAGGGUUUUGAAAUCAGGACCAAUUUACUUU